CAGCGAUACAUCUGUAAUUUCAGGCUUUUACCUCCUGAGUGUACGUGUUUUUACUCAAAAUGUCAUUGUCAUCGAGUACAGUGAAACUUAAGAAACCCGGUUUAAAUGUGACCCCAUCCGUGAAAGGUAUGAAUACUUCAAUGAAUACAUCAGGAAUACUUCGUUUUAACCGGAGUAGGGCCGGGUCGAUGAGCCGCAGAAGCCUGACAUUGGUUGGUGACAGCAAAGUCCUCGAGAAAAGUUCACCGCAGACAACAAAACAAGUCGUUAAGGUGUUGGAUGAGAAUGGCCAAGAUGUUACACCUCAGCCCCUGUUUCACCCAGAUUCAGGGGGUCUUCAACCCAAGCAGAGUAAAAACUUCACGGUCCAUGACAACUCAGGAGCUACUAUGUCGGACUUCUUUGCCACAGCAUUUCAGACUACAAAUGCAAGCUUUGCAGGGCCAUUUACAAGGUCUGUUUUUGGAGCUAGCACUGCAUCAAGAUCAAGCCAGUCUACCUUGGAUUCAUUGCCUGAAGAAAUUGAGGAUCAAGGCUCCAAAAGGGACAUAACUGUCAGUGUCUCAGACGUGCGAGUGAGGCGAGAGGAGUUGAAGGAGCAGAUCCGGGAGGACAUGCUGGAUGAGAUAGUGGAUCUGCACCUGGUGGAGUCGGAUACCCUCUGGCUGCUGGACAUGCCGGCCGUCUCCGUCUCCACAGAGGAUGAUGAGGCCCAGACUGUCAGACAGAGAAAUGAGGCCUACCAAGAACUCUGCAAGAACCGGCAGGGCAACGAUAAGUACAUGGAGCGGUCCAUGCAGACGUUCAACGGGGCCCCCAAAAACAAAGAGGUGCAGUGUGACCACAUCACCAUGAUGGAUACAGGCACCAUGGCGACCAGCUGGGACCUGUAUGACUCCUACCUGAGUGCCACCGCUGCUGUGGGCCCGGUCACGAGCACUGCAGAGGUGGACAAGAAGCCUGCGCUCAGCGAGGCCAUGUCCAGCUACCGGCUCGACCAGUCUGUGGCCGCCCCCAACAUGAGCACGUCUGCCCUCAGCAGCUCCAGUAUAGGUAGCUCCUGUUCCCGGCUGCAGUUCCAGACGUACGUGGCGCAGCCAGAGAGCGAGGCCGUCUCAGAGGACAUGCUGCAGUCCCACAAGUUCAAGCUGGACCUGAUGGUCAUGGAGCGGGUGGUGCUGGAGAACAUCUACCAGCCUGAGUUAGCUGCAUACCGACAGCUGCCAGUAUUAGAAGGCCCUCGAGACCCAGAUGGGGAGCUGAAGGUGGAGGCGGUGAACAUGGCAGACGAGGCGGAGGGCAGGUCCAAGAUGCCGGCCCUGGAGAGACUCUGGUCCUUCGGCUGCGUGGUCACCGCUGGACACAACGUCAGCUGCAUGGCCUGGAACAAGAAGAACCCGGAUUUGUUGGCUGUUGGCUAUGGGCAGUUUGACUUUAAGGACCGGAAAUCAGGACUGGUGUGCUGCUGGUCCCUCAAGAAUCCCACGUGGCCGGAGCGUAUUUUCCACUGUGAGAGUGGCGUCACCGCUCUGGACUUCUCUGCCAAGAAUGCCAGCCAGUUAGCGGUUGGCAUGCAAGAUGGAAGCAUCGCCACCUACAACGUGCAGAACCCGGAGAGCUCCCCUGUAUUGGACAGCAGUGAGUGUAUAAACAAGCACAUGAGAGCGGUGUGGCAGGUGCGCUGGGUGGACCAGGAGAAGGGCGUUUCGGGAGAGGAGAAGGGAGAGAGCCUCAUCUCCGUCUCCGCCGACGGCAGGGUCAUCAAGUGGAUCCUCCGCAAGGGGCUGGACUGCAUCGAUCUAAUGAAACUGAAGCGGGUGAGGAAUGAGAAGCCGGGCAAGCAGGCGGAGGGCAAGGAGAGGAAGGGGGAGGCCUUCAUCUCUCGCCACGCUCCGGGGACCUGCUUCGACUUCCACCCUCAGGACUCCAACAUUUACCUGGCGGGCACGGAGGAGGGUCACAUCCACAAGUGCUCCUGCUCCUACAACGAGCAGUUCCUGUCCACCUACUACGGACACAGAGGUCCGAUAUACCAGAUCGCGUGGUCUCCAUUCUGCAAUAACGUCUUCCUGAGCUGCUCGUCGGACUGGAGCGUUCAGCUCUGGCAGCAGGACAUCUCCACGCCGGCGCUGGCCUUCACCUCCACCCAGAGGCCCGUCUACGACGUCAAGUGGUCCACUAAGUGGCCCACCGUCUUUGGGGCCGUCAACGACGGCAGGGUGGAGAUCUGGGACCUCGCCGUCAGCAUUCUGGAUCCCACAAUAGUCAGCCCCGCCAAUCCAGGGGUGAAGCUGAGCACGCUGCUGUUUGCCACAGAGACCGAGUGCAUCCUAGUGGGGGACAGUGCUGGCCAGGUCAGCGUCUACCAGCUCAGGAACAUGCCAGGCGGAGACACGGCUAAGGUGGAAACGCUGUUGGAUAUCAUCCAGUCGUCGCUGGCCAGCCAGCUGUGAGCAGCUGGGGGCUGCGUGGCCCCUGGCCUGAUUGUGGGCUCUACUCCAACAGGGGCCCCCAGGGGCCAGCAGGGCACGGGGCUGUACCUCAUGGUGCUCCUACACAGUGGCAGUGUGCCAGAGUCUGCCUGUCUGCCCCCCCUCUCCCUCUCCCUUGUACACCUCCUCAACUCCCCUCUUUGUCAUCAUCUAUCUCCCCCAGGGACAUUAAUUACGUUUGUCUGUCAGACUUUGAGACUCCGCUGCUGAAUAACAAUGAGAUUACCGCAAGUGAAAACGUCCACGAAAGAAAAAAAAAGAAAAAAUUGAUUCAUCAUCAUAUUUUGUAUUAGUAAAACUCCCUUUUUACAUCGAUACAGAUUAAAAAAUGUAUUCUCUCUGUGAGAAAGGACAUUGUCACUUUAAUACAUUUACAAGCCAUCUGUAGACUUUCAGACCUCAAGACUUCAUAUUCACUAAUAUAAUAAAAUAUAUUUGUAUUUAUUA
Molecule: messenger RNA, 2939 nt
Organism: Engraulis encrasicolus (European anchovy)
Lineage: Eukaryota; Metazoa; Chordata; Actinopteri; Clupeiformes; Engraulidae
Gene: dnai4
Product: dynein axonemal intermediate chain 4
Exons: 17
Coding region: 60-2453 (797 amino acids)
Biological process (GO): cilium movement
Cellular component (GO): axonemal dynein complex
Molecular function (GO): dynein heavy chain binding; dynein light chain binding
Source: RefSeq, a predicted model, not a curated record